Messenger RNA from Penaeus vannamei (Pacific white shrimp), 1332 nucleotides. NCBI's taxonomy places the organism in Eukaryota, Metazoa, Arthropoda, Malacostraca, Decapoda, Penaeidae. The record is from RefSeq and is a predicted model, not a curated record.
AUGAACGAGAUUCAGAAUUUCAGCAAGGAAGGAACGCUCACUGAGGGGCCCCCUGAUCUUGAUAGACCAAAUGAAGAAGAGGGUAGCCGCCCUCGAGUGAACGGCCUCUCGACAAACGACCCGAGCAACGAACCCCAAGAAGGCGCGCUCUCUCGACGGAACAGCCGAAACACACUGCAUCCCGAUCAGAAAGAGGACGACAAGCAGGGGCAGUCCUCUCGCCGGAACAGCAAUGCUCCCGAGGCCAAGGGAUCACGGCGGGAGUUGAAGGAUAACCAGAAGGGGUUGUUGAAAGGAAGGGUCUCGGAACAGCCGCGCCUCCGUCAGCUCGGAAUUCCCUGGCAUGUGGACGGAAGACGGCCAGUACCUGACGAAUGCUGUCUCUACCGCUACAGGUACACGGACAAUCAGACCAAGGCAGAUAAUGGAAAGUGUCCCAAUUACCAGGCAGGGACUCAGAACCCCAACUCCGGCCAGGCAACCAUCGCUAUGCAGACGGCACUCGACAGCACUGGUGGAGGCGAGAAGGAGGCGGUUCCGCAGACGAGGGACAAAAACGGCCAGAACGUGCUGCACUUCGCCGCCGCACGCCCACACGGGAAGUCGGCCUUCUUCCGCCUCAUCUCCGCCUCGCGCUGCAGCCUGGCCGACCGCGACGACCAGUACCGGACGCCGAGAGAUGUCGCCCUCGAGCACGACCUGCAGGAGAACGUGGCCGCCAUCGAUCAGUUUGUGGUCAGGCUGUCGGCUAACGGCGACCUUCACCAGCUCAAAACACUCCUGCUCGAGGGCUACGAUCACCUCCUGGACGUGAUGGACGACAAGGGGAGAAAUAUCCUGGAAGUUGCGCAGGACAACAAGCAGUACAAGACGCUGGAAUUUCUGAAAUCGGUGAUCAACUUUGAGGAGAAACGCGACUGGCUCCACAAGGCCAUCCGCGUAGGCUCCUUGCCUCACGUGCAGUACAUCGCGGACUCGGAGGACAUCGUGAGGGCCAAGGACCACCGCGGGAGGACCUCGCUUCACAUCGCGACCCUGUGUGAGGAGAAGGACAUCAUGGAGUUCCUGGCCAAGCAGUACCCGGUUCUCCUCGUGGUUGGAGAUAAUCUGGACAGACGCCCCCUCCACUACGCGAUGGCGGUGGAAGGCGUGGAUCAGGUGGCCAAGGUUCUCGUGCAGGCCGUGGCAAACAGCCGAGUUUCUACUUCAUGAAUCGCUCUGAAAUCGUCGCCAUGAUUAAGGAAGUCACAGCUGAUCCCGAGUGAGUUGCUCGUCGUACGUCUGGCACCUGAAGAUGAAGCCCGUGUUAUCGUACGUGGAGUGCCUCUAUCA